This is a messenger RNA of Triticum dicoccoides, 939 nucleotides long. RefSeq names its product alpha-terpineol synthase, chloroplastic-like. The annotation marks the transcript as partial. The record is from RefSeq and is a predicted model, not a curated record. Gene Ontology annotation, biological process: terpenoid biosynthetic process. Gene Ontology annotation, molecular function: terpene synthase activity; magnesium ion binding. NCBI's taxonomy places the organism in Eukaryota, Viridiplantae, Streptophyta, Magnoliopsida, Poales, Poaceae. The transcript has 4 exons.
AUGAUGUCACAGGUCGAUAAGUUGAAGGCCGGCGUGAGGGAGCGGCUGGUGGCGGCGAGCCGAGGCGACCACCAAGCUGCGAAGCUCGGGCUUGUCGACACGGUGCAACGGCUCGGCAUUGCCUACCAUUUCGAGGAGGAAAUUGCCGGUAUCCUCAGCUCCGUCCACCACAAGCCUCACCGGUGCAACUGGGACUGCGACGCCAGUGAUGUUGCUUCUGCGGCCUUGAGGUUCAGGUUGCUCAGGGAGAGUGGUUUCCCAGUCCUCUUCCCUCCAGCGAUAUAUAUAGAAUCUCUGGAAACUCUCAAGCGUGGAUCCGACAAUGUCCAUGGAAUCCUCUCACUCUACGAGGCUUCAUACCUUGCGUUCGGAGGCGAGGAAACACUGGAUGAGGCAAGAACAUUUUCCAAGAAAGCUCUCAUAAUGCUCUUGCCAUCCAUGGAUUACCACUUACGGCGCGGUGUAGUUCGUUCUUUGGACCUUCCGUUGCACCGGAGGUCUCCUAGACUAGAGGCAAGAUGGUUCAUAGAUCACUAUGCUAGAGAUGAGAGCAAUUCCGACCCAUUGCUCGUUAGAUUUGCAGCAACGGACUUCAACAAUGUGCAAAGUAUGCAUCAGGAAGAACUCGCAAGACUAGCAAGGUGGUGGAAGGGGACCGCCCUUAGUGAAAAAUUAGGGUUCGCCAGGGAUCGUCUCAUGGAGUGCUUCCAUUACGCAAAUGGAAUUGUGUGGGAGCCAAACAAUGGAGCAUGUCGAGAAGUGCUUGCUAAAGUCGCCAAUCUAAUAGUUCACUUAGAUGAUGUUUAUGAUGUGUAUGGAACUCUAGAUGAACUUGUUCUCUUCACCGACGCCAUUGGAAGAUGGGAAGAAAGUCCUAAUGAAAGACUCCCCGAAUACAUGCAAGCACUCUAUUCCGUGAUGUACAACACAUCCGCUGAG